Messenger RNA from Pedinophyceae sp. YPF-701, 1437 nucleotides. The record is from the annotation of a GenBank genome assembly. Lineage: Eukaryota; Viridiplantae; Chlorophyta; Pedinophyceae.
AUGCGGGGGGCGACCGUGGCGCGGCUGCAAGGCGCGCGGAUCGCCGUGGGGCGGGCUAGGGCUCCGUGCGCGCUGCGCACGCCUUCCACCAACCGAGCGAUCCGGCGGCGCGCUCCCGUGGCCGCCGCAUCGCCAGACAACAACUCCCCCGCGGCAACGAAGGAGGAAGAGCCGAAGGAGACGUACGACGUGUACGUGUCCGAGCCGCGCCUCCUCGACGAGGGCGAGCGCAAGCACACCAUCUCGGUGUUCGUGGCGGACGAGCAGGGUCUCAUUAACCGCGUUGCAGGCGUCAUCGCGCGCCGCGGCGCCAACAUCGAGUCGCUGGCGGUCGGCCUGAACCUCGACAAGGCCCUGUUCACGAUCGUCACGACAGGGUCCGACUCCGUGGUGGAGAACCUGUGCCGGCAGAUCCGCAAGCUGGUCAAGGUGCGGUACGUCGAGGACAUCACGGACCGCGAGCGCGUGACACGCGAGCUCCUCAUGGUCAAGGUGGCCGUGACGGGGAUGCAGCAGAAGCAGGAGAUGCUGCACCUGAUCGACGUGUUCCGCGGGCACGUGGUGGACUACACGACGUCGGCGGUGACGGUGUGCGUCACGGGCGACCCGGGGAAGUGCCUGGCCUUCCAAAAGGCGGUGAGUGGGCUGGGUCUGACGGAGGUGGCGCGCACGGGACAGAUCUCGCUCAAGCGCGGCGACCAGCUGCUGGAGAUGGGCGGGUGGGGCGAGGAGGAGAACGACCCGGAGCUCGGCGGGGGCUCCGCGCGGAAGCAGCCCAAGGACGUCAAGCAAACCGAGAAGGACAAAAUAGACAUCUACGAAGGUCCGGCUGGUGGCGACGAGCUGGGGGUGGCGAGCAAGGCGCGCAACAUCCUUGACACGGCGUACGACGCGGAGGGCGCCGCGAAGGCGCACACGCUCUCGAUCCUCGUCCAGGACGUCCCCGGCGUCCUGAACCAGGUCACGGGCGUCAUCGCGCGGCGCGCGUUCAACGUGCAGUCGCUCGCGGUCGGGCACGCGGAGACCCCUGGCCUGUCGCGCAUCACGUGCGUCGUUCCCGCGACCGCGAUGGUCGGCGUCAGCAACCUGAUCAAGCAGCUGGAGAAGCUGGUGUUCGUCGAGCAGAUCACCGACCUGACCGACGCGCCGUACACGUCGCGCGAGCUCAUGCUCUGCAAGGUCAAGUGCGCCCCGAACCAGCGCGUCGAGCUGCGCGAGCUGACGGAGAUCUUCCGGGGGAGCAUCGUCGACGUCGGGCCCACGACGAUCACGAUGGAGCUCGCGGGCCGCGAGACGAAGAUGCGCGCGCUGCAGGAGCUGCUCGAGCCGUACGGCAUCCUGGAGGUGGCGCGCACGGGCCGCGUGGCGCUCGUGCGCGAGAGCGGCGUCGACUCGGGGUACCUGAGCCGGCGCAGCGCGGGCAAGGUGAUGCUCUGA